AUGAGGCAGUAUGACAGUUUAAGCGUCAGGAAGGCGAAGAAGAGCGAAAGCAUAGCUAGCUAUAACAGGAAAGUUGCUUCGCUAAGCAGAUUUUCAAGUCGAGAAAAUAAAGCAAAAGGUUUGAAAGUAGACAAAUGGGACGAUGAAGAUAAACUACAACUGUUUGAAAAACGGGUUCUGCAUAAAGGAGUUAGUGAUAAGAAAAAGAUACCUACUCUUUUGAGAAGAGUCCACACGAAGCCACAUGCUAGUAUGGGAAGACCUACCACGCUGCUCAGGAAUGAAGAACGGUGUGCCAGUAUGAAUAUGGGCAGCCCCAAGGGGUGUAACGUGUAUAGAGCUCAAACAAUGACAAAAAGUAUGUGUCGUAGUAGCAACAUGAAACGAAUCGACAUUUCGGAAACCGCGAGCAUUAUCACCAAGUUAAGCCAGAAAAAGAAAGGCACAUUGAAAAAAAACACAAAGUGUGAAAUACAAGAGGAAGCAAAGAACAGCCCUAAGCAGCCAGCCCAAAUGGGAAGUGAAAUGCCCAGGGAGACUUACCAUACAGAGGUUCUUAACAAAACCCAGUGCAGUCAAACAUACGCGCCUGAUGUGUUAACCACAAAUUUAAGGAGGGAGGAAGGAAUAAUUUUUCAAAACACACAGAUUCCCGCUUGGGAAAGUAAAACGAGUGAAUGUGACAAAAUAAAUUGCACACGGACUAACAGGGAUAACAGUAUGCCUUGCAAAUUUGCAGAGUUCACCAAAUGGAUGGAGGAGAAGCCCGCUGCGAAAAGCAGUGAUUCAACAUAUUUAGAAGGAAUUUUUAGACCUGCUCACAUGGCUAGCUUAUCUUAUCGUGCACAGGAGCACUUUGCAAAGAAUGCCUUGUCAAGCAGUAGCGAUGCAAAUGGGAGAAGGGAGCCAGGGGGGAAGCAUGAACGAAGAAGUAGCCAUGUGGAGGUGGCCCCCACAAACAAACUGAUCAGCCAUUUUGCACACCAUGAUCAUCCGCAUGUUCACCCGCAAAAUCACAGUUUUACGGAAAAUUCAAAGGAGUGUCAAAUAACAAGGGAAGACAAUUAUUGUGCCAAUCGUAAGGAGGACAAAAGUGGAUAUAUUCCAAUGUGGGACAUAAAUAGCCACAAAAUUAUGAGCACAGAUUUUUUGCUUAAGGCCAAAGGUAGUAAGCGUUCCCUCACAGAAAAAAAAAAUAACCAACACACACAAAAGGAGAUUAUCGCGCAUGAGCAUCUUCCCAGUUCGGUUAGCGAAAAGGAGGAUGCCAAGUUCAGCGCGCAUAAGGCCAACACGUCCGAUUUGGCAAUGAAGAAAAAAUCCCCUCGAAGGGAAAUUCCUACCAAUGGGUUAUUCCCUAAUGAGACAACCCCAUUAGAUAUAUCAAUUAAGAAAGUGCUCAAUUCUGAAUACGAAAAAAAAGGACUCAAAAAGGACCACAUCUAUUCGUAUGUCCUAAGUAGCACAAAUAAUAAUCAGGCUAAUUGUACCAGCCAUUCGAAUUAUAACGAAACUAAACUCUGCGAAAAUAGGUCUUUGACAGAUAUUAUGUUUAGAGGGAAAAUAGGAAAUGAAGGGAAACUGCACACAUAUGGUGGAGACCCUUCUAAAGGAAAUUACAAAGCGGAAGAGGCAACUAGGGUUGAUCACACAAACGGCGUGAAAAAUGUCAAUUGUAUAGAAAAACCCAAAUGGAUGAACCUCCCAUAUACACAGAAAAUGAGUUCACGUAAUAAUGGAGAUAUUAUUCAUGCUAAUAGAAAUACCAAAAUUUUGACUUCUCUCGAGUGUGAUACUCAUCCCCCCUUCACUUACACCAACCUCACGCAUGACAUUUCUAAUCAUAAGUUGCCUAGAAGGAAUGGCAAUAUCCACCUGCGCAGUGUGACGAACACAAACGCGUAUUUUAAGAAGAGUGCCAGGGAUGUCAAUAAAUGUAGUACGGAUAAUUUCACCGGAUCGAAAUGUCAAAGUGGUUAUAUGUGGAAAAAUAUUAGUAACCUGCAGGGAGGGGGCGGCACACAAGUCCAUCACAUUGCCCGGGGUGACCAAAUUAGGAGCAACAUCAACGCCGAAAUGGCCACUCAUGGGGUUGGACCCUCCACAUUGGCAACGCAUAGGGUUUUACUCGCCAGCCCCACAUGCAGGCCAAGUGAAUCGCCCUGUUUGAGUGACAGCAGUUCUGGAUUCCCCAAUUUGAACAGACCUAAUUUGGCGAAUAGUUCGUCCGUGGCUCAUCUCCAUCCCAAUCAAGGGAACCAUGUAGAAUAUGUAAGUGGGAUCCCUCACCAGUUCCAUCCUCCCAAAAUGACGCGAAAAGAAAACCAACCCAUUUGCACUACCAUGAUGAAUAAGGCAACAGCGAAUGGACCCCCCCAAAUUAGCCGAACUAAUGAGGUUAGUCAACACACAUACAACAGUGUGUUAAGUGGAUCCAUAAAUACGACCCCAAAUAAUUACCAGAAGCUUAAAAAAAUAUAUAUAGAUCACAGUAUGAGUGAAAUAAAACACGUAAACGGGUAUGUUUUAAGGGAGAGCAAUCCUAAUGUGGAGUCCGGCAUGUCAACAUGCAUCUCGCAGGAUGGUGCAAGGACAAUGGAAAAAACGAGGGUAGAGAGUUUCCUAAAAUUUGAGCAGGAACCACCGAUUGUUAAGAAUGAAAAAAAUGUAAGUGAAAUGUCAGAGGGUGAAAGUGUGCACCAAGGGAAGGGCUAUAUUCCGAAGAUGGUCUUAGCGGAUGAACCCUCCGUGGGGGAGUGUAAAAACGUCAGUCCCAACGGGGCCAUGUUUAAUAUUCGAUCCUGUGCAAGUGGCAAUGUGAAGGGAGACGUGUGGAAAGAGCAAGAAGUUUGUAAUAGUAAUCCCUUCACUCUUAAAGACAACCACCAUUCUGAAGAUAAAAGCAAACGAAUAGACAUGGUAGUUUAUCCUAAUGGUACUCUUAACAAUGUUACCACAAAAAACAAACAGGGACAAAGCAGUCAUGGUGAAAAUGUGAAUAUCGUUAAGCAGGCACCAAGACAGGGACAGGUAACAAGCGACCCAUUAUAUAAAAUUCCACUGCGAAAUAAAUUCAUCAGUGCGAGUAGCACCAGGGUGAUGCCCAACAGCCAAGUGCGCCAUAGCAACAAUGUGUUCCUCCAGCCUCCAACGUACAGAGGUGUCUGUAAGAGCGCAUUGGGCAAUCAAGCCAGUUUGUCUAUGUCUGGUAUAGAAAAGGAUGGUACAGUAGCUGGGGGUAGUUUUGAAAGAAAGGCGGAAAAGGGGUCCCUUCCAAAUGGACUACCUCCAAACAGCACAGUUAAAUCGGCCCCAGAAAAAUAUUUAACCAACACGCGCACACUACUAAGUAGCAAAAGAGUCGAUAAUGCUACCCUGCCCUUGCUGAGUAACGGCACUGAUAUAAACGUCAUGAAAAAUCAUCCCUCUGGGAAGACGCAACACAGGGUAAGGGAAUAUAUGCAGGAAGGAGUAACUUCCCCGUACGAAGCGGGAACAACGUUGAUCGAUUUGAAUGUGACAAAGGAGAUCCCCAACCGCAAUGGUUUGCCCGUUUGUAAAUCGAUUAGCAACAGUGACAUAUACAACUACUUAAAGAACAAGCACCCACAAACUCUGACUCAUUUUCACCGCACAGUGUCAUACAGGAAUCAGAGCUUGAAAAAGGAGAAGUCCCUUACGGUUUUGUCGCAGAAGGGGGAUAUCAAUGCGGUUGGCGGUUCGAGUGCAAAGGCGAAAGUGUUGGACGGCGCCAAAUGUUGGGAACACGCAAAAGCGAGGGAACAUAUGUUGGACGCUGCGUUCGAAUUAGACUCAAAUCACAGCGUAAAAAAGGCAGUUGUGAUUGGCUGCAACUACAUGAGGGAGGCAGAAGGGGACAGGCUCUACGGAGCAGUUAACGAUGCAUACAUUUUCAGCAGAGUGUUAGUUAAGUACUUUGAUUUUAAACCCGAAAAUAUUUUGUUGCUAACGGAUAGCUUACCUUCAAAUGCGUAUAUAUAUGAAGAUUUUGACAUAAAUAAAAAAAAGUACAUAAGGGAAGGAGGUAGCCAAAAGACAGAAAAAGAGGAAGAAAAAAUAACAAGAAAAAAUUUAUUUCAUUUGUUCAAUACGAGCAGCAUAGGUAAUCAUGAAAAACAGGGUGUAGAAAUAGAGAAGUGCAAUUCGUGCAAAAAUUUUGCUAUUAAAAAUGUCGAUUUUUCAUCCGAAGGUAUCAGCUUGCAUUUGUGGCCUACAAGGAUAAACAUUUUAAAGGCUGUAAAUUGGCUAGUCAGAGACUCCGUACCAUUUGGUUCAUACGUUUUUUAUUUUGCUGGGAAGAGUGUGCAAGUAGAUAACAUGAGUGGAUGGGAAGGGGAAGGGUACGAUGAAGCUUUUCUUUGUUCCGAUCCCUUUAACCGCAUGGUAGAACAGAACGUAUUGACAGCUAUUCAGUUGAAAGAUUUAUUGUUAAGUAUAAAUGCCAAUGCCCAAAUGACUAUCGUUUUGGAUUGCUCUGGUUGCCAAACCAUUUUAGACCCAGCUGGGACAGAGAAUUCUCUGUCUUAUAUAAAAGGUUGUAAGAAGAAGGGCAUAUGGCCAAUUACGAACCCUACCAAUAAGGUACACAAAGCUAUCUACGAUGUGACCAUAAUGAAUAAUGCCAGCAUGAAAAAAUACUUUUGUAAAUCGAGGUACCAUCAAUUGAUAGAAGUAGAAUCCACAGCUGCUAUGAUUGACCCUCUGCUUCAGUCCAGUUCGUCUUUGCCCAUUCCGCCCAAGGCUUACUGCUUCUGUGCAGCUACAUGGGAACAAAUUUCCAUAGAGGGGUUAUUCCCCCUUAUGGAGUUUGCUCGUGUUACGCAGAUUAAGGGGGUUGAUACAUUUGUCCACACGAAGGGGAAGAACAAAGGCUGCAAAAAAAAAGGCCAUGUGAAGGGAAAAACGGGUGGAGAAGAUCCAUCUCGAAAGACAGGAGAACAUUCAGCCAAGAAAAGUGUCUACGAGAAAAAUUUCAGCUUCUCGCUAAAUGUGGUGAGGAUGUUUUUUAACAGUAAUAACGCGGGAGGUAAUAGCGGUAACGAACAUACACAGGGGGCGACUUCCCUUGAGGGGAAGCAAAAGAACGCGCGCAAGGACGAAUGCGGUAGUGAAGCUGUAACGGAGGAGCAUGCGUGCGGCGAAACGGUCAUGAACAGCAACCACAGCGACUGUUCCGAGGAUGUCUCGUGCAGUGCAGAAGGAAGCGAUGUGGAGGAGGAAAAUGACUACGUACUCGUCAGCCACGGAGUAUUCACAUACUGCCUAGUUGAAGCCAUUAUCGAAUUUAAAGAAUCACAAUUGAAAAAUAACAUUUCUGAAAGAAAAAAUCAACCACUCCUACCAAUGACUUUAAAAAACUUAAUAAUGCUUGUGAAGAAAAAAGUGGAAAAUGUAAAAAAUGAAAAAUUAAAAAAAUUAAAUCAAAAACCAGAAUUUACCAUCCACCCAGGAGCUAAUGCUAACAGUAAAAAUUAUUUUAUCCAUUAUUCCAAAAAUAUACAAUUUCAAAAUUAUAAUUUUAAUUUUAUAAAUUCUGACCUGUCUCCUUUUUUAAAUGUUAACAAGGCGUGGGAAGAAAUCAAUAGAAACACCCUGAAGAGUAGGAAGUCCCUGUCCGUCACGUCCACUCUGAUUAAUUUGGCAUCUUCCAAUUAUGCUAGCCAGACAAAUGAGCAAAUGAAAAGUUGCUACUCAAUGAGGUAUUAA
Molecule: messenger RNA, 5727 nt
Organism: Plasmodium fragile
Lineage: Eukaryota; Apicomplexa; Aconoidasida; Haemosporida; Plasmodiidae
Exons: 1
Coding region: 1-5727 (1908 amino acids)
Source: RefSeq, a predicted model, not a curated record